AUGUUCACAUUUAUACCCAUCACCCAUCCUACAUCGGAUACAAAGCACCCAUUGCUGCUAGUCCAGUCUGCACAUGGGGAAAAGUAUUUCUUCGGUAAAAUUGGUGAAGGAUCCCAAAGGAGUCUGACUGAAAAUAAGAUCAGGAUAUCCAAAUUGAAGGAUAUUUUCCUUACUGGUGAAUUAAACUGGUCAGAUAUAGGUGGAUUACCUGGAAUGAUUUUGACUAUUGCUGAUCAAGGGAAAAGUAAUCUUGUUUUGCAUUACGGCAAUGACAUUUUGAAUUACAUAGUUUCCACUUGGAGAUACUUCGUCUUUAGAUUCGGAAUAGACUUGAACGAUCACAUUAUGAAAGACAAGGAAGUAUAUAAAGAUAAGAUAAUAGCUGUUAAAUCCUUUAAUGUUCUGAAAAAUGGGGGGGAAGACAGGUUAGGCGUCUUCGAUAGUUUUCAAAAAGGUGUAUUACGUUCCAUAGUAGCAAAAAUGUUCCCCAAACAUGCACCCACCGAUAGGUACGAUCCUUCUAGUGAUCCGCACUUGAAUGUAGAGUUGCCUGACUUAGACGCCAAAGUGGAAGUUUCUACGAAUUACGAGAUUUCAUUCAGUCCAGUGAGGGGUAAAUUUAAAGUGGAGGAAGCUAUUAAACUAGGUGUUCCGAAGGGUCCCUUAUUUGCAAAGUUAACCAAGGGCCAAACAAUUACUUUGGAUAACGGUAUUGUUGUAACUCCGGAACAGGUAUUGGAGAAUGAACGUCAUUUUGCCAAAGUAUUGAUCCUGGAUAUCCCAGAUGACCUAUAUUUGAACGCUUUCGUAGAAAAAUUCAAGGAUUAUGAUUGUGCUGAGCUUGGCAUGGUGUAUUAUUUUCUUGGUGAUGAGGUUACCAUUAAUGAUAAUCUAUUCGCGUUCAUUGACAUAUUUGAGAAAAACAAUUAUGGUAAAGUAAAUCAUAUGAUAUCCCACAAUAAAAUUUCUCCAAACACGAUAUCAUUUUUCGGUUCUGCAUUGACCACAUUGAAAUUAAAGGCACUACAAGUAAAUAAUUACAAUUUACCAAAAACAGAUCGUGUGUUUUCCAAGGACUUCUACGACAGAUUCGAUACACCACUCAGCAGAGGUACAUCUAUGUGUAAAUCCCAGGAAGAGCCUUUGAAUACAAUAAUAGAGAAGGAUAACAUUCAUAUUUUUUCACAAAACAAGACAGUAACUUUCGAACCAUUUCGGAUGAACGAAGAACCGAUGAAAUGCAACAUCAACGGUGAAGUGGCGGAUUUCUCGUGGCAAGAAAUUUUCGAAGAACAUGUAAAACCAUUAGAAUUUCCCUUAGCUGAUGUCGAUACAGUUAUCAAUAAUCAACUACACGUGGAUAACUUUAACAAUUCAGCAGAAAAGAAGAAACACGUUGAAAUUAUCACCUUAGGAACCGGUAGUGCAUUGCCUUCUAAAUAUAGAAACGUUGUCUCCACACUUGUUAAAGUUCCUUUUACUGACGCCGAUGGAAAUACCAUAAAUAGAAACAUUAUGCUAGAUGCUGGUGAAAAUACUUUAGGUACCAUACACAGGAUGUUUUCUCAGCUAGCAGUCAAGUCAAUAUUUCAGGAUUUGAAAAUGAUAUAUCUGAGUCACUUGCAUGCAGACCACCAUUUGGGAAUAAUCAGCGUGCUAAAUGAAUGGUACAAAUAUAACAAGGAUGAUGAAACGAGUUAUAUAUAUGUGGUUACUCCAUGGCAAUAUCACAAAUUUGUUAAUGAAUGGUUAGUUCUAGAAAAUAAAGAGAUUUUAAAGAGAAUCAAAUACAUAAGUUGUGAGCAUUUCAUCAAUGAUUCGUUUGUAAGAAUGCAGACACAAUCUGUUCCUUUGGCAGAGUUCAAUGAAAUAUUGAAAGAAAAUAGCAAUCAAGAAUCAAACAGAAAACUGGAACUGGAUAGAGAUUCUUCAUAUAGGGAUGUUGACUUGAUCAGACAAAUGUAUGAGGAUUUAUCGAUAGAAUAUUUUCAAACUUGCAGAGCUAUACAUUGUGACUGGGCAUAUUCGAACUCAAUUACCUUCCGAAUGGACGAAAACAAUGAGCAUAAUACAUUCAAGGUUUCAUAUUCAGGCGAUACAAGACCUAACAUCGAGAAAUUUUCCCUCGAAAUAGGCUAUAAUUCAGAUCUAUUAAUUCACGAAGCUACACUAGAAAAUCAGCUACUGGAGGAUGCCGUGAAGAAAAAACACUGCACUAUUAAUGAAGCAAUCGGUGUUUCGAACAAAAUGAAUGCUAGGAAGUUGAUCUUAACACACUUUUCCCAGAGAUAUCCCAAAUUGCCCCAAUUAGACAAUAAUAUUGAUGUGAUGGCGAGAGAAUUUUGUUUUGCUUUCGACAGUAUGAUCGUUGAUUAUGAGAAAAUUGGUGAACAGCAGCGUAUUUUUCCACUGCUGAAUAAGGCAUUUGUUGAAGAAAAGGAAGAAGAAGAAGAUGUUGAUGACGUUGAAAGCGUACAAGAUUUGGAAGUCAAACUUAAGAAACACAAGAAAAAUUAG
Saccharomyces cerevisiae S288C is the source of this 2517-nucleotide messenger RNA. It is a transcript of the gene TRZ1, whose product is annotated as tRNase Z. Gene Ontology annotation, cellular component: cytoplasm; mitochondrion; nucleus. Bases 1 to 2517 code for a protein of 838 amino acids. NCBI's taxonomy places the organism in Eukaryota, Fungi, Ascomycota, Saccharomycetes, Saccharomycetales, Saccharomycetaceae. Gene Ontology annotation, biological process: tRNA processing. Gene Ontology annotation, molecular function: 3'-tRNA processing endoribonuclease activity. The transcript has a single exon. The record is from RefSeq and is marked reviewed.